Molecule: messenger RNA, 1887 nt
Organism: Closterium sp. Naga37s-1
Lineage: Eukaryota; Viridiplantae; Streptophyta; Zygnematophyceae; Desmidiales; Closteriaceae
Source: the annotation of a GenBank genome assembly
AUGCGAAAACGGAAGCUGGAAAGGAGACGCAUCGUGUGGUCUUCCAAAAGUCGUUGGAUCGCAUCAUGCAAAGCCUCAGGGAGGCUUCCAGAGAGUGAGUCUCAUCUCUGCCCUUCAUCUCCUCACUCUGUCCUUUCGUUCUCCCAUCUCUGCCCUUUAUUCCAUCUCUGUCCUUUCCUUCCCCCAUCUCUGCCCUUUCUCCCAUCUCCUCUUUCCUUCUCCCAUCUCUGCCCUUCCUCCCAUCUCUGCCUUUUCUCACAUCUCAUGCCCUUUCUCCCAUCUCUGCCCUUUCCUUCUCUAAUCUCUGGACUUUCUCCCAUCUCUGCCCUUUCUCCCUUCUCAUGCCCUUUAUCUCAUCACUGUCCUUUCCUCCCCCCAUCUCCGUCCUUACUCUCAUCUCUGCCCUUCCUCACAUCUCAUGCCCUUUCUCCCAUCUCUGCGCUUUCCUUCUCCAAUCUCUGGCCUUUCUCCCAUCUCUGCCCUUUCUCCCAUCUCAUGCCCUUUAUCUCAUCUCUGUCCUUUUCUUCCCCCAUCUCCGUCCUUACUCUCAUCUCUGCCGUUCCUCACAUCUCAUGUCCCUUCUCCCAUCUCUGCCCUUUCUCCCAUCUCUGCCAUUUCCUUCUCCAAUCUAUGCCCUUUCUCCCAUCUCUGCCCUUUCUCCCAUUGAUUCCACAACUAAAAGAGGUAUUCGGAUCACACCAAGCAUCGGAGUUCAACAUCGGGAAAGUGCACCAACUCGCGCAUUUCGUUGACGACAUUCGCCGAUCAGGAGUGCCCGUGCACUACAACGCCAACAUGUUUGAAUACCUCCACCAACCACUCGUCAAACGGGCGUACCGUGCGAGAAACAAACGAGACGCCAUGCCACAAAUUGUGAAGCACACAAUUAUGGCACAAAUGAUUCGCACGCUCGAUGAUUCUAAUCACAACAAGGAGGAUGCGCAUCACCGAAUGGUCGCACUACAAGAGGUAGUGGUUGCUACCAUGUCUCCCAUUUCUGCCCUUUCAUUCUCCUAUAUUUUCCCUUCCUCUCAUCACUUCCCUUUCCUCUCAUCUCUGCCUUUCCUCUCAUCUCUGCCCUUUCCUUUCUCUCAUCUCGUCCCUUCCUCUCAUCUCUGCCCUUUCUCUCAUCUCUUCCUUUCCUCUCAUCUCUCCCUUUUCUCUCAUCACUGCCCUUUCUCUCAUCUCUGCCCUUCCUCUCAUCUCUGCCCUUUCCAUCAUUACUGCCCUUCCUCUCAUCUCUGCCCUUUAUCUCAUCACUUCCCUUCCUCUCAUCUCUCCCCUUUCUCUCAUCACUGCCCUUCCUCUCAUCUCUGCCCUUUCUCUCAUCCCUGCCCUUCCUCUCAUCUCUGCCCUUUAUCUCAUCACUUCCCUUCCUCUCAUCUCUCCCCUUUCUCUCAUCUCUGCCCUUCCUCUCAUCUUUGCCCUUUCUCUCAUCACUGCCCUUCCUCUCAUCUCUGCCCUUUAUCUCAUCACUUCCCUUACUCUCAUCUCUCCCCUUUCUCUCAUCACUGCCCUUCCUCUCAUCUCUGCCCUUUCUCUCAUCACUGCCCUUCCUCUCAUCUCUGCCCUUUCUCUCAUCACUUCCCUUCCUCUCAUCUCUCCCCUUUCUCUCAUCUCUGCCCUUCCUCUCAUCUCUGCCCUUUCUCUCAUCACUGCCCUUCCUCUCAUCUCUGCCCUUUAUCUCAUCACUUCCCUUCCUCUCAUCUCUCCCAUUUCUCUCAUCUCUGCCCUUCCUCUUAUCUCUGCCCUUUCUCUCAUCACUGCCCUUCCUCUCAUCUCUGCCCUUUAUCUCAUCACUUCCCUUCCUCUCAUCUCUCCCCUUCUCUCUCAUCACUGCCCUUCCUCUCAUCUCUCCCCUUUCUCUCAUCUCUGCCCUUCCUCUAA